AUGGCGCGGGCCUCGGCCCCUGUGGCCCCUGUGGUGCCCGUGGCCGACGUGGCGCUGCCCGAGCCCUGCGUGGUGCUGCUGCGCUCGGCGCUGACGGGGGAGGACUUGGGGUCCUUCCAGCUGGAGCAGCGCACGACGCUGCUUCAGCUGAAAGAGAGUGUGGCAAAAACCACCGAGGUACCGACUUUUCACCAGAACUUGAUGUAUAAGGACCGACGGUUGACCAGGAAGACUCCGGAACUACUAGAGGAGAUCUUGCGUCUUCCUGAGGUGGUCCUUACCUUGCUAAAAGAUGCCUCAGUGUCGAAUGUGGCUGGAACACACCUGUCGAAAUAUCCCAAUUGUCUGUGCACACCUGGUCCCAACGAAGCGUGUUGGGGAUACCGAGAAUGUGUGAAACAGCAGUGUCCGCAGUGUGAAGAGAUGAUCGACGAGAAGCCGAUUACAGUGACGGAGGGUGGCCGACUGAAUGGUGACGCCUAUGGCUGGGAUUUUCUCACCUGCCCCGAGUGCGGAUUACGGCAGAAGCACGGCUGGGAUGACCACGACUAG
Messenger RNA from Cladocopium goreaui, 552 nucleotides. The record is from the annotation of a GenBank genome assembly. NCBI's taxonomy places the organism in Eukaryota, Dinophyceae, Suessiales, Symbiodiniaceae.